AGUUCGAGGCGCUGCUGCCGCCGCCGCCGCCGCCGCUGCAGCUGCCGGAGCCGCGAUGCCUAAAGGGAGGAAGGGAGGCCACAAGGGCCGAGCACGGCAGUACACCAGCCCCGAAGAGAUCGACGCCCAGCUCCAGGCUGAGAAGCAGAAGGCCAGGGAAGAAGAGGAACAAGAAGACGGUGGAGAUGGGGCUACAGGGGACCCCAAAAAAGAGAAAAAAUCCCUAGACUCAGAAGAAAGCGAGGAUGAAGAUGAUGACUACCAGCAAAAGCGCAAAGGCGUGGAGGGGCUCAUCGACAUCGAGAACCCCAAUCGGGUGGCACAGACAACCAAGAAGGUCACACAGCUGGACCUGGACGGACCCAAGGAACUUUCCAGAAGAGAACGAGAGGAAAUCGAGAAGCAGAAAGCAAAAGAGCGUUACAUGAAAAUGCAUUUAGCGGGGAAGACAGAGCAAGCCAAGGCUGACCUGGCCCGCUUGGCUAUCAUCCGGAAGCAGCGAGAAGAGGCAGCCCGGAAGAAGGAGGAGGAGAGGAAAGCAAAAGACGAUGCCACUUUGUCAGGCAAGCGGAUGCAGUCUCUGUCCCUGAGCAAGUAGACCAGAAGGGAUGGGCUGGGCCACCGCGGGCCUGCUGCCUCCUUCCUACCUGCCUGUCAUGGCACCGCCUCUUCAUCCUGGCACAGAAAUCGUUUGGGGGGGGAUGAUGGGGGUGGGGGGCUGCUGUCUCCGAGACGGAAAGAUGCUGGACAGCGUUUCUUAUGUGACAUCAGAUGUUCUCGCUGUUACUAGAAUGGGAGCCCUGGGUAGGGGCUGGGAGGGGAAGUGGUUCCCAGAGAUGGGCUAUGGCCCCCCGCCUGGCAGUGGCUCAGGGAUGCACCCUGGGAGUCCGUGACCCCCAGUAGGCUGCCCUUCUGCGUUUUCCUCUGAGCCUGGUUCAGGCCCUGAACCCUGCCCAGCGCUCGCUUCAGAUGUCCCCAGCCACGGGCUCCACAAACCAACGUGUAUAUUUGGCAGAUUAAACUCCACCUUAUGGUA
This is a messenger RNA of Suncus etruscus (white-toothed pygmy shrew), 1036 nucleotides long. It is a transcript of the gene PDAP1, whose product is annotated as PDGFA associated protein 1. The record is from RefSeq and is a predicted model, not a curated record. Gene Ontology annotation, molecular function: RNA binding. Gene Ontology annotation, cellular component: cytosol. Bases 56 to 598 code for a protein of 180 amino acids. The transcript has 6 exons. NCBI's taxonomy places the organism in Eukaryota, Metazoa, Chordata, Mammalia, Eulipotyphla, Soricidae.